AUGUUGGUCAACAAUGUUUCUGAGGCGGAAGGACCGAAUCUCAGCAUCCCCAUUCCCAUUCUUCACGACCUAAUAGUCUCCUCUGUCGCUCAACAUGGAGACAAAGUGGCGAUGGUGUGUAAACACCAGCCUGCCGACCUGUUCCCAGCGGUAAACAUGCAUGAUAAUUCCAGGAUCAAACAUACAGAGAAGUCUCAUCUUCAAUGGACUCAUUCCCAGCUGCAAUACGGAGCCGACCUUCUCGCCCAUGCGUUGUUGAAGCAGGGGCUGCAACCCGGCUCGCCGAUUGCUGUGCUACUCAGUGGAAGAGUCGAGUUCCACAUGCUUUUGCGUGCAGCAGUCAAACUGAAAUGUCCAUUCACGCCUCUCAAUCUGAGAGCACCCCAAAAUGCCAAAGAGAUCAGGCAUAUGUUGACAUUGUCAGAGGCCAAGGCUGUUAUUGUGGAGGACGACUCGAUCGCGGCCAGACUUGAACAGACUGUACCAGACUUGAUGCAGCAGAUGCAGGUGAAGGCCAUGGCGGGACCAAAGUCGGCGAUCGAAUCGUACUUGUCACUCAACGAAAUCGUGUCCAGUGCUGCCGAAGACGAUAGCUUCCCGGAGACACAGCGGACCCUCGACCAACUUGAUCGUUGUUUGGAUGAUGUUGUAUUCAUCUGGUUCACUUCAGGCACAACAGCACUUCCUAAGGCAGCGCCACACACCAACAAAUCACUCACUUGCAACGUGAGGUCCUGGGGAGAAGCAUUCAAACUCGAACACACGCGCCGAUGGCUCCAGAUCCUCCCGAUGAACUCGAUCGUCGGCAGCUCGUGGACACUGGCCUAUCUCAUACCAGGAGGUAGUGUCACCCAUGUCAACUACAACUUUGACGUUCAGUCCAUUGCCACCGCAAUUCAAGAAGGAGAAUACACCGACGUACUCGCGGUGCCGUCCAUGAUAGAUCUCUUGUCCUCUUCCUCGAUAUUGACCCAGUCUUCCGUCAAAGGCAUUGAUCACAUCAUUGUGGGUGGGAGCAAGAUAUUACGGUCUCAUGUCGAAAAGUCUUUUGGCGUCUUAAAAUGCAGGCACUUCAGUCCCUUCUUUGGUAUGACCGAGGGUACUUCUGUUUGCUCGGAGACACUACACUCUGUCCCAGAGAGUCUGGAUGAUCCAAUUUAUGCCGGUUAUGCCAACCCUGGAAGCAAGAUCAGGAUCUGUGCACCCGACCGCAUCGAGCCACUCCCCAGAGGUGUGCCCGGCGAGAUAGUGCAGGGUGGCUUGCAGAAAAUUGAAAGUUAUCUGGGAGGUCAAGGCAAAGAUAACUUUUUCACUGACAACGAAGAAACUUGGUACAGAUGCGGCGACCAAGCAAUCAUGCUGCCGAAUGGGAGAAUUGCAAUCGUCGGAAGGUAUAAAGACAUGAUCAUCAGGGGUGGCAUGAACAUAGCUUCUGCAGCUGUUGAAGCCAUAAUAUCUGAAGGCACGGGUAUAGAUUCUCAGGUGAUCGGCAUCCCGGACGAAGUCGCUGGUGAGGUUCCAAUUGCAGUGAUCAAAUAUGCGGGAGGAGAUCAAGAUAUCGCCAUCAAAAUUCAGAGAUGCGUUCUAGAUAAAAUGGGUCCUGCGUAUGCGAUAGAGCAAGUGGUCAACUUGCAUGCGCUUGGAUUGGAAGACUGGCCAAAAACUAGCUCGGGGAAGGUCCUGAAGCGAGAGUUGCGACUGAUGUUUGAGAACUCGCUUCUGUCAGCAGGCCCAGAGCAGACCGACACGCCACGGAACGGAGAAUACCAGAGGAUCCAAACGCAGACGGACGAAGCCCGGCUGCAGGACCUUCUGCUCAAACGCGUCCAACAGCAAGGAAUCCUGGUCUCGAGCAUUGACGAAAACUUCCACGACAUUGGCAUGGAUAGUCUGCUUGCAAUGAGACUAAAGAAUGCUAUCGAUCGAGACGUCGAAUUGGGCGGGCACUCAAAGCUAGCCCCGGAGGAUAUCUUUCAAUAUGGCACUGUCCGGCGCCUUGCCGCCCACUUGAUGGUGAAUCAACAUGGCAGCAGGGCUUCAACGGGUGCCUCGUCCCAUUUUGACGCAAUUGUUGAUGAAAUGGAUUCCAUGGUCGGGAAAUACGGAGAGUUCCGUAUGCACAGGGUCUCGGAGGGUGUUGUUGCUCACAAGCAAACAGUGCUCCUGACAGGGGGUACUGGCUCUCUAGGUGCUCACAUCCUUGCCCUGCUGGUCGACCGGGAUGAUGUUGCUACAAUUUAUUGUCCAGUGAGAGGGCGUGAACCAGCAAAGCGACUAGAAGAAUCUCUCAGCAGGCGGUUGAUUGGGACACCGCAAUACCCUGAAAAGGUCAAGCUUAUCAGCAUCGAGCCAGGAAAGCCCUGGCUCGACUCCGAUGCAGCCAUGAAAGAAGCUCUACUCGACAACCUUACCGUCAUCAUUCAUGCUGCAUGGCCCGUUAACUUCCACCUGCCCCUAUCAUCGUUCCGCCCUCAUCUUCGUGAUCUGCAAAAGCUGAUUCAACUGUCUUUGGAUGUGCGAUUAUCCAAGCCCGCUCGAAUGAUGUUCUGUUCCUCAAUGGGUGUUGCGCUGAGCACGCGAGGGCAAAAGCGGAUUGCAGAAGAACCCAUCAUGGACUUUCGACAAGGUUUGAGCAGCGGAUACACUCAAUCCAAGGUUGUUGCAGAAUACAUUGUGCAAAGGGCAGUUGAAGACUUCGGUGCAUUAGCCAGCAAUCUGCGAAUUGGCCAGAUUGUGGGAGACACCAAGCAUGGCAUCUGGAACGACCAGGAGGCCAUUCCCCUGAUGAUACGCUCUGCUUUGAGUAUACGGACGUUGCCCGCCCUGGACAUGAAAUGCUCGUGGAUCCCUGUCGACACUCUGGCGAGAGCCGUCAUUGAGAUUGCAACAAUGCCGGACCACCAGCAGCCACCAAGACUCGUCUACAAUAUGUGUAGCAAGCUCACGUUCUCCUGGACAUCAGACUUGUUGCCGGCACUUGCAGACGCAGGGCUCGAUUUCAAGACUGUACCAUUUUCUGAAUGGACUGCAAGCCUGAGAGAAUACAGCGCAACAAACGGGUUGGAGGUGGCAAGCAUAAAUUGUCCAGCCAUCAAAUUAAUCGAUUUCUGGGAAAAGUCUUAUGGUGGCAAAGAGAAGCAGCACGACGGCGGCCUACAAUUCGACACCCGUGAAGCACAAGCUGUUAGCAAAAGUAUGGCGACGGCUCCUGACGUGAUCAAAAGUGGCUUGAUUAAGGUCAUGCUGGAUUCAUGGAUGAAAAACUGGGGUGGCCACGUCAAUGCCACGUCCGUGAACGGGCAGCAACAUUGA
Molecule: messenger RNA, 3312 nt
Organism: Fonsecaea multimorphosa CBS 102226
Lineage: Eukaryota; Fungi; Ascomycota; Eurotiomycetes; Chaetothyriales; Herpotrichiellaceae
Exons: 5
Coding region: 1-3312 (1103 amino acids)
Molecular function (GO): phosphopantetheine binding
Source: RefSeq, a predicted model, not a curated record